CUCCCCGCCACCACCGCGGUCCGCUGCUCAGCCAGCCGCGGAGAAGGAAGAAAGGAGCAGAGGCGGCGGAGGUAUGGAUCCGCAGCCGCCCCCGCCCGCGCAGGGCAGCCCCGUCCAACGGGGCCGUGGCCGGGGCCGGGGCCGGGGUCGCGGCCGAGGCCGGGGCCGGGGCAGAGGGGGCGCAGGCGCACCCCGGGCCCCCCUGCCCUGCCCCACGUGUGGCCGCCUCUUCCGCUUCCCCUACUACCUCUCCCGCCACAGGCUGAGCCACUCGGGGCUGCGGCCGCACGCCUGCCCGCUGUGCCCCAAGGCCUUCCGCCGGCCAGCCCACCUGUCCCGCCACCUGCGCGGCCACGGGCCCCAGCCGCCCCUGCGCUGCGCCGCCUGCCCGCGCACCUUCCCCGAGCCCGCACAGCUGCGGCGCCACCUGGCCCAGGAGCACGCGGGGGGCGAGGUGGAGCUGACCACUGAGCGGACGGCCAAGGAGGCCACCGAGGCGGGCUGGGGCUCGCCGGAACGGGCAGCGCCCGAACAGCCCACCGCGGCCGCCGCCAGCCCGGGGCAGGCGCUGGAGGAGGAGGCCGCCUGGCCGGACGCGUGGCCCGCGGGGGAGGCGGCGCACGAGGCCCCUGUGGACGCGGCGGCCAGCGAGCCCUGGGAGCCGGAGGAGGAGGAGGACGCGGCGGCGGCGGCGGCGGCGGCUGCGGCAGCGGCCGGGGCGGCCGAACUGCGCGCUGAGCUGGCACUGGCGGCUGGCCGGCAGGAAGAGAAGCAGGUGCUGCUCCAGGCCGACUGGACGCUGCUCUGUCUCCGCUGUCGCGAGGCCUUCGCCACCAAGGGCGAGCUGAAAGCGCACCCGUGUCUGCGACCCGAGGGCGAACAGGAAGGCGAAGGGGGUCCCCCGCCGCGCCCCAAGCGCCACCAGUGUUCCAUCUGCCUCAAGGCCUUCGCACGGCCCUGGUCGCUGUCCCGCCACCGCCUGGUCCACUCCACCGACCGGCCCUUCGUGUGCCCGGACUGCGGCCUGGCCUUCCGCCUGGCCUCCUACCUCCGCCAGCACCGGCGCGUGCACGGCACGCUCAGCCUGCUCGCCCCGCUGCCCGCCGCGGGCCGCAAGGACGACAGGGCUGCCCGGAACUCAGGAAAGGGGCCGGAGGGCGGCGAGGGCGCGGCCGAGGGCGGCGAGGGGGCCCCCCUGGGCGCCGACGCCCCCGCGGCGCGCGCCCCGGCCGGCGAGCCCCGCUUCUGGUGCCCGGAGUGCGGCAAGGGCUUCCGGCGCCGCGCGCACCUGCGGCAGCACGGGGUGACGCACUCGGGGGCGCGGCCCUUCCAGUGCGUGCGCUGCCAGCGCGAGUUCAAGCGCCUGGCCGACCUGGCCCGCCACGCGCAGGUGCACGCGGGCGGCCCAGCGCCCCACCCCUGCCCGCGCUGCCCGCGCCGCUUCUCCCGGGCCUACAGCCUCCUGCGCCACCAGCGCUGCCACCGCGCCGAGCUGGAGCGCGCCGCAGCACUGCAGGCUCUGCAGGCCCAGGCCCCGUCCUCGCCGCCGCAGCCGCCCACCGCGGGCCGGGAGGAGGAAUCGGGCCCCGCGCGGGUCAAAGAGGAGCCGCCCUCCCCCGGCAGCCCGCCGCCCUCGACCCCCCCGCCACCCGUGCCCCCUGUCUUCCUCAGCGCCUCCUGUUUUGACAGCCAGGACCACUCGGCCUUCGAGAUGGACGAGGAGGAGCUCGACAGCAAGGCGCACCUGCGCGGGGUGGGGGGCCUGGCCUGAGCACUUCUGCACCUGCGAGCCGCUCCUCCAGCACUCGGGUCUGCAGUGCUGAGGAGGGAAGUCGAAGGCGAGGUCCCUCCUCUGUGCCCCCACCCUGCCCCUUCCAGCCUGUGACACUAUGGAUGGGGAGCCCCCCGGGGCGUCCCUCCCGCCCCAUUGCCCGCCCCCAGGCCCCCAUGCUGGCUAGAACCGCUCACUCCAACCCUAUGUCUUAGGGCAGGACGGCUUGGAGAAUGCGGACGACAGUUGCCUGGAGGGAUGGAGACAGGUGGGGGCGCCCUCCCUGGCCGCCCACCUCCAUUAUACACACUGGACACGGUCACUCUUUGGAGCUGCCACAUCCUAGGGGUCCCCAGCGAGCAGAGGCCCGACCCUGUUCCUUUGUCGGUCUGUGAAUAAAUGUGAGUCCGUGAAACUGCA
Sorex fumeus (smoky shrew) is the source of this 2191-nucleotide messenger RNA. RefSeq names its product zinc finger protein 579 (gene ZNF579). The record is from RefSeq and is a predicted model, not a curated record. The transcript is spliced from 2 exons. NCBI's taxonomy places the organism in Eukaryota, Metazoa, Chordata, Mammalia, Eulipotyphla, Soricidae. Bases 74 to 1771 code for a protein of 565 amino acids.